Cornus florida is the source of this 1322-nucleotide messenger RNA. RefSeq names its product protein COFACTOR ASSEMBLY OF COMPLEX C SUBUNIT B CCB4, chloroplastic. NCBI's taxonomy places the organism in Eukaryota, Viridiplantae, Streptophyta, Magnoliopsida, Cornales, Cornaceae. The transcript has 8 exons. Bases 50 to 943 code for a protein of 297 amino acids. Gene Ontology annotation, cellular component: chloroplast. The record is from RefSeq and is a predicted model, not a curated record. Gene Ontology annotation, biological process: cytochrome b6f complex assembly.
UACUUUACUAUUAUCUGGUAAGAGCUUAAAAUUAAAACCCUUCGUUUCGAUGGAAGCGGGAAGUCUUCUCUGCCCAAUUCCGUUGAAACCAAAACCCCAUCAUCUUCAUCUUCAUGUUCGUCCUCGUCCCUUCUCUUUCCCGCGCUUUAUUAGGGCUUCUUCCAACUUAGAGGGAGGUUACAGAGGACCAAAGCCGAAGAGGGAUUGGGUCGCCGAUUGGGUCUCCAAGAACGACGACGCCGUUCGGAGCUUGCCCAUCUACGUCGGAGGCUUCUCUCUCCUCGCCGUUCUCUUCAAUCGCACCGUUUCGGGCAUAGCUCUCGUUUCCGAUGCCAGCAGUUCACAGUCUAGAGCAGAUUUGCUGACACUUGGUUUGGCUGUCACCAAUAUACUAGCCGGUCUUGUGUGGCUAUCAAUCCGACCAAAAUCUAUAUCGGUGGUAAGUCCUCAAGGUGUGGAAUGUCAAAGGAUAAAUUCUCACCUUCCUGAUGUUGUUGUAUCUGAGUUGCAGUGGUUAUGGGAAUCUCUGUCCGACGUGACAUGCUGCAGGUCUCUAGUUGUUGUCUAUGAUAGCAAAUGUAUCCUCCAGAUUGGGUUUGCUGCUGCAUCUUCUGCCAAUGAAGGUGAAGCAGAAGCUAUAGAUGCCAAUAAAUUGAUGCAAGGAUCACUCUACCAAGGUGUUAUUAAAUCUGGAUCACAAAGCUACUUGGCCAAUCUCUCUCUUUAUCCUGGGAAAUCUGAGCUGCCAUUUUUGCCUUCAAAUACACAGGCAGUCAUCUUGCAACCACUUGGAGACAAAGGAAUUGCAAUAAUUGGAGGUGACACAAUUAGGGGCUUCACAUCUUCAGACCAGGCAUGGAUUACAUUAAUAGGAGAGAAGUUGGAUGCUACACUUACAAAGUUCGUGGAUAGCCUGCAACUGGCAAUGCAAGAUAGAGGUUGACAUUAGUUGAACUUCGAAAUGUAUUGCUUAUGUCGGCAUACUGUUCCUCAAAGUAUUUUAAGGUACUUUAUUUUUUUAUUUUCAUUUGCUCUCUCCCCGUCUCUCUGUCAAAUCAUUACUGUCAGCAUUUGUAAUUGAUGUCAAUGCUUGUACUUCAUAGAAAACACAAUUAAUACUGUAGUCAAGAUUUUGAGUAGAAUUGUUCCGAUAUUGAACCAAAGUUCACAUAAAUAACAUAUACUGUCGAUAAGAAGAUGUUUGUAGCCCUGUAGUUUAGAGAGAGAAUAUUAAACAGUAAGUUUGAAUUGUCUCUAUUUGGGGUGACACGCAAAUUUUGCUCCAUCAAUUUACAGAUGAAAUUAAAUUGAAUUUAUUUCAA